Messenger RNA from Marchantia polymorpha subsp. ruderalis, 3755 nucleotides. The record is from the annotation of a GenBank genome assembly. Lineage: Eukaryota; Viridiplantae; Streptophyta; Marchantiopsida; Marchantiales; Marchantiaceae.
AAAGCCCUCUGGGCGGGAACGGGAGCGGGCAGCGAGGGCCACAGCACGAACGCGUUCUAACGUUCCUUCGAGCGAUCGAUCGAUCGGGUUCGGAAUUCAUCGCGCUAUCGAGGGAUUUGAGGGUUUGAGGAUCGAGGCUCGAGUCGGAGGUGGAGCAAGCAUGUCCGAGGUCGAAGGUCCUCGAACGCCUCUACAGAGGGAAUGUGCCGCUUCGGACUUUGGUGCUCGGCACGCGCAGCGAGUGAGGGCGAUGCUGGACUCCGGGUCGGACCCUAAUGAACUCGACGGCUUUCAGCGAUCCGCCCUCAAUUUGUUGUGCUCCCAGACCGGCCACACGGAGACCGUUCGCCGUUUGCUCGAGGCUGGUGCGGAUGUCAUGUCUCAGGAUAUGUGGGGCAGAUGAAAGAGUCUGUGGAUGCAAUUAAGACUUGACUCCUUUGCACUGGUGCGCUGAUCGCGGAUGGCUGGAAUCUGCCCACUUGCUUCUCGAGAAGGGUGCAUUAGUCAAUGUCACCACCAAGAAUGGCGAUAGUGUGCUUCUGUGGGCAGCCAAAGCUGGACAUCCGUCUCUGGUUGAGCUAUUUCUAAAAGCAGGCUGCGAUCCUUUACUGAGGAAUAAUCGUGAUGAGCGAGCUUUGGAUGUCGCAAAGGAUGAUGUGAUCAGGGCGCUUCUUACUUCGAAACUUGAAGAAUCUGAAGACAUCGACUUCAGCUCACCAUCCUCGUCGCCUCAGCCAUCACCAGUGAAGGAGAUCAAACGUCAGCCACUACCGUCCGUGGCAGGUCUUCAGCAUCCGCCUACCCAGGCUGGAGAGAAAACUGACAUAAACCUUGAAGAGGUGAAGCCUUCGAGUACGAGCUCUGUUCCUACUAAUUCAGCUGCGUUUUCUUCUUACAGUAAGCAUUCAGUACCCGGCCCUGGGCCUAAGAAGCUGAAAAUCACUUUUAAGAAGAAAUGAUAUUUUAUGGGUCGAUCAAUCUAGUACAUGAUUGCCACAGUAGGUGAUGUACAUAGUUAUGUCUGAAAUCUGUAGAGGACGGAUGAUUCAAUUUACCUUUUUAAUUGAUACUCCUUGGGAGUAAAGUUUACCUCUGAAUUCGUUUACGUUUCAUUAACGGGUAUUCGUCAGCAAGCACAACAUUUCAGCCAUGUGGAAUCUACUUACGACCUCUCUUUUUGUUUCCUGGUAUUUUGUAAGAUGAGGCACUCAAGGUUCAUUUUUGUUAUACCGUAGUUGCAGAAUUUGUUCACCACAUUGGUGAACAAAUUCUGUGACUCUUAGUUUAGAUUUUCUGAUGUACACCCAAUGAUUCAUGUAUCGCUUCGUGAUGACCUGAUCAACGAAGCGAUACAUACGUCAAUAAAUCACCUGUUACCCUAAGGCUCAAUGUAGACCACGUUUGACAGCGGCCGGAUCUUCGGGAGUAUGGACUGCAUUGUGAAAGGUUUGAAUCUCGCUGAAAUUCCGCGAAACUGUAGGAUGAUAAUUUUGAUCAAGCAUUCUUUGAGUUACUCCCCGGACACCUGACUAAGCUUUAGUGUCUGCAGGGUAGUCUUACUUCAUACAUAAUAGAAUAUUGUAAAGGCCGGCCACCAUGAAUAUCCAAGCCGGUAAAGGCGGAGCGCGUCCUCGAAUGUUAAUGUGCUACUUAUGUGGUCGCGAGUUUGGAAGUAAAAGGUUUGUGCACUAUGCAUAAUGUAUACAGUAAUAAUCUCAUUUCUAAGUGGCAACAUGGAGGCUAGACCUUCAGUCUAGCAGAGGUAUCGAAUUUCACCGCUCCUCACCGCGAGGAGGUUCGCGGAGCGCCAUGUUUGCGUUUUCUUCUUACAUCUACGAACGGGCUCGUAUGCCAUCAUUCAAAGGGUCUUUUUGUUUUGAAAAUCUCCAGAGACGACACCGUUAGCUGAUACUUUCAGCGCCUGUGUGCUUUGAAAUGUGUUUUUUAAUUUUUUCACCGAUUGAUGUUCAUCGAUCGUUGAGCUGUGUUACCUUUCAAAAGUGGGAGGAACUUGCUCCCAACGCAUUCUACUGUAUCCAUGUUUUACAACGAGAACAGUAAUUCUUAUUAGCAAGUUCUAACUGAAAAAAAUUGUACUAAAAUCGCUGGAAUAAGCACUCCCUUGUCUCACUGUAUGUAACCUACUACGAUGGACUUGCCCGAUGAGACGUGCAUAUCGUACACUGCGUCUGGAUAGCGAUUAUUAGGAGUCACGGCUAGCAAACUGAACACAAUUUCCAGUGAUGCACCUAUAACCUCGUCAUUGUGAUGCUUUGAACGAAUGGGAGACGCAGCUUGCCGAUUCAUUUACCGCAAUGUCAAAAGAAGUGGAUCGAUGCGGAGUCACUGAAACCAGCAAGAGAGCAACGGCCAAUGCCCGAACCACCUGCCGUUGAAGUUCCAAUAAAACUUGGGGGCAAGCCCCAGGUCAUUGACGACUUCAACGAAGCCGCGAAUAAACAAUUUCUAGCAUCGCUAGAGCAGUGUCCUUACUGUAAGCGCAAGUUUGCACCUGAGCCAUACAAGCAUCAUCAAAGAAGCUGCACCGCAAGCAACCCAGCAAAACCAGCUGGAACCGCACUUGUUUCAACAUCAUUGUCAAACAAUAAGCGAUUGCAACCUUACACAGUGAUUUCUGGAUCCAAGAAAUCUUCCAUAUCAAGUGGGAAUACCUACUUUGACCCUCUUGCUUUGCAGCAUCGAAAGUGUCUGUUUAGGUGUACUCGAGCCAUACAGAAAAUUCUGUCACACCUUUGCUUCACUCACGCCACGAAGCACCACAAACAACGCCCAAGAAUCAGAAACUAGAGAACUUUUAGGAACCGGACGUCUGCAGCCAGGCUUGAUAAUUUGAAAUUCUGCUCCGACUGAAAUUCACUGUGGAAUAAACAAGGACUCUAAUCAUUAGGCUGGUGUUAGCUAGAUACAGUUACCUUAAAAGAGUACGAUUUGGUGUUGUAAACGUAGAGUUGGGCUUAAAGGUCUGAUCUGCAGAGUUUCAAAGUUUCGAUUUGGCUUGAUCAGAGCCCGUCGUUGCUUCGAAGCCGCAAAGGCAGCCAGAGUUGAAGAAGAUGAUAGCAGAGGCUCGUUCACAAAAGGGCAACAACGCAGGGCCAGGUGGAGCAGGAGAAGGGACUUCUGCCUCUACUUCCAAAAUCAAGACUAAGCCUGCGGCUGCUGGGGCCAGUGAGCCUAAAAAGGGCCCAUCAGAAGGAGGUGGAUUUUGCGAUGAGUGCGGAGCAACGUACGGUCGAGCCGAAGCUAAAUUUUGUUCAAGUUGUGGAGCCAAAAGAAAAUCAUGAAAUCAGAUUUUACACUCCAAACAUGCAUCAAACAGAGUAGUCGGAGCUCGAGCCAGUCGAUGUCAAGUAACAUCCUCCUCGGCAAUCAAGUCAGUUGAGCUAUGAUAACGCGACUCUUGAGUCCAAUUCUGCUCCCAGCUUCGAUGGCCAACUUCAUCUGUCACAAAGGAUCAAAUAAUACUUCUGACAUGGACCCCAUCGGUGAAUAAUUCGUCUAAGUCAACGUUUCGAGUAGAAUUCCAGUCACAAACAAAAUUGUGGGCAGGUUGUGUAUCGCGUGCUCCUAAGUAAUAGAGGUUAACAGAACAGAGAGUCAGUCCGGCGUUGUCCUACUGGUCGAUUUACCUUUAAUAGCAGGCAUGACACAGAAAUGUCAUUUGUAAUAUUAUUCUUACGUUCCUAAAAGGCAGGUUGACAUCCUGAAGGUGUGAAUCGAACCACAUCAUACAAUUU